AUGCGGAGAGCUGCAGAGGAUGGGAGUGCAGGACAGGAAGGCUUGGCUUCACAACAUAGGGAAAGCAUCAGCUGGGAUAUUAACGACAUCAAACUCCCCAAGGAUGUGAAACAAACCGACUGGUUUCAAGAAUGGCCGGAUUCCUAUGUAAAGUGCAUCUAUAACGCUGAGGACAAAAAUGCGCAGAGGCACCUGAGUAGCUGGGCAAUGAGGAACACCAACAAUCACAAUUCUCGCAUCUUAAAGAAGUCUUGCCUUGGCGUCGUGGUCUGUAGUAACGACUGCUCGACCCCUGAUGGGGGGAAGAUGUAUCUCAGGCCAGCCAUAUGUGAUAAGGCCAGGCAAAAGCAGCAAAAGAAAUCAUGUCCUAAUUGUAAUGGACCUUUGAAGCUCAUUCCCUGCCGGGGCCAUGGUGGGUACCCUGUAACCAACUUUUGGAGACAUGAAGGACCCUUUAUAUUUUUCCAGUCAAAGGGGGCACACGAUCACCCGCGACCUGAAACAAAAUCAGAGGCAGAAGCAAGAAGGUCGAUACAAAAAGCCAACACAUCAGCUUCUGCAAAACUUAAGCGGAACAGAGAUACGGAGAAUGCCUUGCCCAUCAAAGGCAACGAGUGGCACGCCGAAGAGGAAAGAAAAUACACCAAUCUGGACCGCUGCCCCAAUGAGAUGUGUUUUAACUUGUUCCCUUUACGGUGA
This is a messenger RNA of Pogona vitticeps (central bearded dragon), 699 nucleotides long. The record is from RefSeq and is a predicted model, not a curated record. Lineage: Eukaryota; Metazoa; Chordata; Lepidosauria; Squamata; Agamidae.